Molecule: messenger RNA, 2479 nt
Organism: Corticium candelabrum
Lineage: Eukaryota; Metazoa; Porifera; Homoscleromorpha; Homosclerophorida; Plakinidae
Exons: 16
Coding region: 1-2262 (753 amino acids)
Source: RefSeq, a predicted model, not a curated record
AUGGUGUUGACAUGGUUGGUGACCAUGCAUCUUUCUGUAAUAGGAGGUAAAACUUUACAGAGUCGUGUGAUAUCAGAGCAAGGUCAGAAAACAGUGAAACGUGUCACUCACGGUCUCAAGUUUGCAGCAAAAGUUUACAAGCCGCCGCCUUGUGUUGGUGCUGUUUGCCAUGUUUCUGGUGAUCGUCUCACACCAGUGGAACCUCGACAAGUUCUCGUUUGGAAAGCAGGUAGAGCGUGUGUGGCCAAUGAUCCUAGAGAAGACUUUGGACUAAGGCGACCGAGCAGUGGGACAUCGACUCCACUGGCAUCUUGUGCAUCGUCUCCUACGACUCGCCCAUCAAAACAUGCACAAACAUUUCUUCCAGGUCCCAUCCACGAAGAAGGGAGUACUAGUAGAUUGAGUGCUAAUGAGGAUCAUGAAUAUGUUAAUCUUCCAGCCAUUCACAUCGAGGACACUAGCACUACCUCUGCUUCAGACAUUGAUGGUCUCCCUGACAGUGCGUAUCCUGACUGUCAGCCUGCUUCUCUCUAUGACUGUCUUUUUUAUGUCCAUGGUGAGCAACAUUUUGCUCUACUGGAUGGAUCAGACUCAGGUGUUCCGGAUUCAGAUGCUGGAAUACCAAGAACUCCAAAAUACAUGAAGCUAGGUCGCAUUCGACCAGACACUUGUGACAUUGGGGUCUCACAUUUCAUCACCAUUUCUCUCGCCGAUGCCAAUGGAAUCAGUCUGAACGAGGACGAAUGCACUAUUCAGUAUUGCCGACAUAAUGGAAAGCAACUUGAGUUUGUAAGAUCAGGGAGACGAGGAAUAAACAAAUAUGAAGUAGAGACGUAUACACCAUGCUUUGACUCUGUCGGAGAGAGACUUGUAGUGGUACUGACUCGAGAUGGGACUCACAUCAUUACUGUGGCUAGACUUAGUGUCACUGCUCCUGCACCAGUCAAUCGUUACAACAUAUUUAUGAUGCAAUCACCGUCACAAAAUGGAGUGUCUGAUGUGGUGAGACAAGUAGCCAGCAUCAUCUCUAACCAAGUCCAAUCCAGUGAUGAAGACGAACGUCCUAUCUGUGGGAAUUUGCAUUACGUGGGUGGUGGAGAAAGUCAAAGUACAGAAUUUGCUCAUGGGCUGCUUGAUUUUGUACUUAAUGGUGAGUGUGGUGGUUUGCCUUCACCCUUAUCUCUACGUCAUCUGUUGGCAUCGCUGCCAAAUCUACGAGAAAUUUUGGAAGCAUAUCAUCGUUCUGAUGGCUCACUGCAACAUCUCGUUGAUGUCGUACGUCAAGAGUGUCCCCAACAAACUGUUGUACAAGACAUAGAAUUUCUUGUAGAACAGUGCAACCAAGAAAUAAGUAGCAAGGAACAGCAUCGGUCACCAAGGUUUGUAGAGAAUGGUUCACACUGCUUUGAGAUAUCGAGUGAUGAGGUCGUUUCUACAAAGUAUGACUCUGCACCCGAACUGUUAGAAUCUUCGUAUCCCAUCUACGACGAAGUGAUCAAGUCUCAAACAAAACAAUCAGAUGCGACUUCUGUCAACCAUGAGUAUGCAGCUCCUUCUGAGAAUCUCCAGCCUCAAUAUACUGGACUGAAGUGGCCAUCCAAGUUGGACAAAAUUUCUGAAAAGACUCGUGUAGGUUUGUUAACUCAAGUGCGAGACAAAACCAUGUCAACGAACAAGGCGAUUGAGAAUGCAAGAGACUACAUGUAUGCCUCAAAGCCAAUGAGUGCACCAACUACUCCAAUAUUGGCUAAAAAGAGGAAAAGAGGAAAAAAGAAAGAUUCAAGACAACAAAGCAUUGGGUUACUAGAGAUAUUAAAGAAAAUGGCAUUACCUGCGGCAAGCAACAAAAAUAUGAGUGACUCUCAAUCUGGACUGUCAACCGAUGAUGCUGAUUCGAAAUCUCGACUUCGGCAUAAAAAAGGUAGAAAAAUUAGGUCUGAAGAAGAGCAGCAACAGAUAAGACGACAAUUGUCAGCUUCUAGUGGAGACACUUUAGUUGGUGAUACGUCUAGUGUGUCUACGACUGCGACUGCUGGUACUACAUCCUUGACUUCAGCUUCAUCGGCUGAGAAGAAAGUGGAGAAGAGGAAGAAACAGAAUGAUGAGAAGCCAACACGAACACAGCGUAUUUCGUCUGACAGUGGAAUUGCCGAUGUGCAUGUGCUACAUGAAACUAAUGCAUCAGUUCUUGCAGAACUAAAGGAAAGGAUAAAGGAAAGGAUAAAGAAAACUUGUCACUCUGUUGAUGAAGGGUUAGCAUAGAGUUGAGAUGAUGUAAGUAAACUGGAUAUUUGGUAGCAUUUCUGUAUUAUUAUUGGAGUGCUUAGGGUGGGUAUACAAUGUGAUGAGAUAUACAAUGUAGUCAUUAUGGACUUUUGUACUGGACAGUUAGGUUACUGGUAUGUCAUUUAGGGGUCACGUGUCUCACGUGACUACAACUCGUACCGCACGUGAUAGGGUGUGGGCUGAUCACGCGAGA